Molecule: messenger RNA, 1709 nt
Organism: Coccinella septempunctata (seven-spotted ladybird)
Lineage: Eukaryota; Metazoa; Arthropoda; Insecta; Coleoptera; Coccinellidae
Product: tryptophan 5-hydroxylase 1
Exons: 8
Coding region: 155-1696 (513 amino acids)
Biological process (GO): serotonin biosynthetic process; aromatic amino acid metabolic process
Cellular component (GO): neuron projection
Molecular function (GO): iron ion binding; tryptophan 5-monooxygenase activity
Source: RefSeq, a predicted model, not a curated record
AGUAGAACGUGGGAUAAAUUCAUGAAUCUGCUAUAAAUCCCUGAUUCUGCCAAUCAGACCUAGUGCCUGCGCAAGGGAUGCUGGUCUACAAAAGAAAGAACCGCUUGAGUAACUCUCUACAGACCUGUUAGUCUAACGUUAGCAACAUUAAAGGAUGAGCGCUUCAGGAAAACCCCUGCUGGGACUCUGGCUCUACAGAAGCGGUGAGAAUUGGGACACCAAGAACGAAGUUCCCAUCCAAAAGGCGCUCGAUCAGGACCCUCUUAAGGAGGAGAAAACCAAACAGACGUCCAAGGAGCUAGAAAGAAUAUCCAUUAUAUUCUCUCUGAAAAAUCAAGUGGGCGGACUGGUGAGAGCACUUCAAGCGUUCCAGGACCUGGGAAUCAACCUACUCCAUAUCGAGUCCCGUCCUUCCAACACCACCGAGAAUGAGUCCGAUUUCUUCGUGGAUAUCGAAUGCGAUAUGCAUCAGCUGCAACAGGUUGGCGUCCUUCUGCGGAGAGAGGUCCAGACUAUGGUGAUAGGGUCUUAUCAGAAGAGGGAGAACGAGUUCUCGCCCCCUAUCCCGCUAUCGGCAACCGCAAGUUUCGAUUUCGAAGACGUACCAUGGUUUCCAAAACGAAUUCAAGAUUUGGAUCUAGCACAGAAUGUUUUGAGAUAUGGAUCAGCUUUAGAUGCGGAUCAUCCUGGUUUCAAGGACCCAGUGUAUAGAGAACGUAGGGAGCACUUUGCCAGAAUAGCGAACAAUCAUAAAUAUGGACAGCCAAUUCCUACAGUCAAAUAUACGGAUGAGGAAAUAAAAACAUGGGGCACUGUCUUCAGGGAGCUUCACAAGCUCUAUCUCAAGCACGCCUGCAAGGAAUACUUGGAAAACUGGCCCCAACUGGUCAAGUAUUGCGGUUACAGGGAAGAUAAUAUCCCUCAGCUUCAAGACGUCAACAACUUCUUAAAGAGGAAGACGGGUUUUCAGCUGAGGCCCGUAGCUGGCUAUCUCAGUCCAAGGGACUUCCUGUCUGGUCUGGCUUUCAGGCUGUUCCACUGCACCCAGUACAUCCGUCAUUCCUCUGAUCCAUUUUAUACACCGGAACCGGAUUGCUGCCAUGAACUUCUAGGGCAUAUGCCGCUGUUAGCAAAUCCCAGCUUUGCACAGUUCUCUCAAGAAUUGGGACUGGCAACACUUGGGGCUUCUGAGGAGGAUGUUAACAAAUUGGCGACGUUGUACUUUUUCACAAUAGAAUUUGGGUUGUGCAAACAAAACGGAGAAAUGAAAGUUUACGGUGCCGGCCUGCUCAGCUCUGUGGCCGAACUGACGCACGCCAUAACUCAUACGGACAAAAUAAGAAGAUUCGACCCGAACGAGACCUGCAAGCAGGAAUGCAUCAUCACGUCCUACCAGCACGGCUAUUGGUACACCGAUUCCUUCGAGGAGGCCAAAGAGAAGAUGAGGGCCUUUGCAGAGAAGAUUCACCGCCCCUUUGGUGUCCGUUUCAAUCCAUACACCCAAAGCGUUGAAGUUUUGAGCAACGAGCAAAAAAUUGAGGCUGUCGUAUCCGAGCUACGGGGUGAUUUGUGCAUUGUCAACAGCGCCUUGAAAAAGAUCAGCGAACGAGAUGGCAACUUGGAUAUUCAUCGUUUCGAAGAACUUCUGCGUAAGGGUCUACAGGUGGAGAAUGGAGGAGACAAUGACCACCAAUAACAAUGUCUAAAAA